AUGUAUGCUUUGGACCUGGUCAGAAGCUCUUACUUUCUACCAAAACAGGUUAUCUUCUACGAGGACAGGAACUUCAUGGGGCGCUCCUAUGAGUGCACCGGUGAUUGUUCCGAUAUGCACUCUUACAUGAGCCGCUGCCACUCCUGCAGGGUGGAGAGCGGCUGCUGGAUGGUCUACGACCACCCCAACUUCAUGGGAAACCAGUAUUUCAUGAGGAGGGGCGAGUACGCUGACUACAUGAACAUGUGGGGCUGGGGCAACAACUGCAUCAGGUCCUGCCGCAUGAUCCCCAUGCACAGAGGAUCCUACAGAAUGAGGAUCUACGAGAGGGACAACUUCAUGGGUCAGAUGUAUGAGAUGUCGGACGACUGCGAUUCCUUCAUGGAUCGUUACCACUGGUCCAACGGCUGCAUGUCCUGCCAUGUGAUGGACGGCCACUGGCUCAUGUACGAGUAUCCCCACUACAGAGGCAGGAUGUGGUACUUCAGGCCUGGAGAGUACAGGAACUUCAGAGACUACGGUGGCAUGAGGUUCAUGAGCAUGAGACGCAUCAUGGACUCCUGGUAUUAAAAAAAGAAUCUAAUCUAAUGAAAAAUGUAUUUACAAUAAAGUCCUUUAAGAAAAUAAAUGACGUGUGGACUUUGUUCCUGCAAAAAAAAAAGAAGAAAAAUAUACUUUUUGAACACUAUUAAAACAUUAAUCUAUAGUCUAAGCCUAAAAAUAAUGCUGAGGCUGAAAAACCUUUUAAAAAAAAUAAAAUAAAAGGACAA
Messenger RNA from Ictalurus furcatus (blue catfish), 770 nucleotides. Its product is annotated as gamma-crystallin M2-like. Lineage: Eukaryota; Metazoa; Chordata; Actinopteri; Siluriformes; Ictaluridae. Gene Ontology annotation, molecular function: structural constituent of eye lens. Bases 1 to 570 code for a protein of 189 amino acids. The record is from RefSeq and is a predicted model, not a curated record. The transcript is spliced from 3 exons. Gene Ontology annotation, biological process: visual perception; lens development in camera-type eye.